Molecule: messenger RNA, 402 nt
Organism: Monoraphidium neglectum
Lineage: Eukaryota; Viridiplantae; Chlorophyta; Chlorophyceae; Sphaeropleales; Selenastraceae
Product: GTP-binding protein
Exons: 5
Coding region: 1-402 (133 amino acids)
Molecular function (GO): GTP binding
Source: RefSeq, a predicted model, not a curated record
AUGGGGACCAGACACGCGGUGCUGCCGGCGCUGCUGCAGCUGGCGCGAGGCUAUUCAAAGCGAACGCGCCUUCCCAAGGCCAGCAAGGGACCCCCAUCAGAUGAGGAUGCUCUGUUGCCGAUGGUGGCGAUCGUGGGCCGUCCCAACGUGGGCAAGUCGGCGCUGUUCAACCGCCUCGUGCGCAAGAAGGAGGCUCUGGUGUACGACACACCCGGCAGCCAUGUCACCCGUGACUACAAGGAAGCUGUGGGGCAGCUGGGGGACCUGCGGUUCAGGGUGGUUGACACCUCAGGCCUCGAGCCGGAGCUGCCGGCCCAGAGCCUGCAGGCGCGCGCGGGGGCGCUCACGCUGGGCGUGCUGCGGCGCAGCGACGCGGCGCUCGUCCUGAUUGACGCCAGCUGA